Messenger RNA from Bombyx mandarina (wild silkworm), 6104 nucleotides. RefSeq lists its product as uncharacterized. The record is from RefSeq and is a predicted model, not a curated record. NCBI's taxonomy places the organism in Eukaryota, Metazoa, Arthropoda, Insecta, Lepidoptera, Bombycidae. Gene Ontology annotation, molecular function: protease binding. Gene Ontology annotation, cellular component: Ino80 complex.
UGUCAAGCUAUUUUCUCAUUGCAAUGUUCCGUUCUGGCGUAUAGUAUGUGUGAAACACCGAAGUUUGGCGUGUGCGUUCUAUUUUAUUUUAGACAAGACUUGACGGCUAUUUAAAAAAACUUCAUGGCUCUCUACUCGAUUUUGUUUUGCCAUAGCUCGGAAAUUUCGUAAACAACACUUACAAAACAACGCGAUAAUACAGUGAAUAUGAUUGAAAAUCUACAUUUGAGUAUGUGAAAAGCCGAGACAUCGGAUCAAGGUUGGAUAUAAUUUGAUCACCCUGGAUACGAGAUGGAUGACAAGAUGGAAACUGAUCAUAGCUAUAGUGGAGAGAGCAGUAGCUCUACUGAUACUUCCAGCGGGAGUUCUGAGGGCGAUGAAGAAGAGAUGGAGCCGGUACGGAUUCUAGGACAUAGUUUGGAGCUACCUCAGGAACUAUGCGAAGACUAUUCACUAUUCAAAGAGUUUUUUUCUACGAAAACUUGGGAAUCUUUAGAUGAAAAACACAAAGAACAUUUAAUGAAAUUUUUACCAAAAUUCACGGAAAAUCAAGAAGAGGAAACAACAAAAACUAUAGAAAUGCUUUUUCAUCAUGAACCUUUUCAUUUCCAAUCACCUUUCAGCACUUUCUAUAAUAAUUUAAGGCAGGGAAAUUACAGACCUGAUAUAGCCAAAAUGAAGAAAUUUCUUAAAAAAGCAAGGGCUAAACAGCAGAGGCAUAGGAUAAAAUCUUAUUAUGCCAAGUUAUUACCUGAAGUUUUGCUAUCACGAGAGAGGUUAUUAGCAGCAGUUAAAGCAGCUCCACCUGGCCCAGCACCUAGAAUUCCUUCAUUGCCGCCAAAAUCAUCAUCAAAAAAUAAUUUCAAACCAUUGUACUUGAGAGCCAAGCAAAGAUAUUUUGAAGAGCUUGCAGCUAUUAGAAGUGAAGUAGGGGGUGAUGAGUCUGAUGAUGAGAACUACCCUGAUGGACCUCCAGAACAGUUUGUAAAGAAAAAGAAAGGAAAUAAUGUUACAAAUGCUGAUGGGAAUAUUUCUGGUACUCUUGCUGGUUCUGAACAAACACUUCCAACGUCACUUGAAUGUUUGAAAAAUGUCCUAAUAGCACACAGAUCAAGAAGACAGUAUAGAGAAAACCAUCCAGAGUUAAACAUAAAUGGAAUAACAUUAGAGGAUAUAAAACAACGAGUGGCACUUGUAAAUGGUGCAAAAAAGCUAAUGUUUGGAGGACCAAAGAUUGCAUCUCCAAUCCAAAAAAUUAAAAAAGCUCCUAAAAAAGAUGCAGUAGUAAAAAAAAUGCUGGAGAAUAAAAUAUCAAAGAAAUGCAAAGAAGAAACUGAGAAUCCUGACAUCAAACCUUUGCUUCAAAACAUAAAAAUCAAAGUUGAAAAAGAAGGUAGUGACUCUGAAAGCUCAUUUUUAGAAAAUGUGAUGAGUCCUAAGCAAAUGAAGAAACACAUGGAACAAGUUGAAAUCAAACAGGAAAUAGGAGCAGAACCAAAUUAUGAUGAUCAGUUUGAUGCAUUAAUAAAGCAAGAACCACCAGAUUCCAUGCCCAUUACAAAUAUUUCUAAAAUUGAUCAACCAAUUCCCAUUAAACUUGAGGAUUUGGAUGGCAUAGAUAUGAUGGCCCUACCAAUAGAGUUAGCUGACGACACUGGAGAAGUUAUUAAAGCGAAGUGUAAAGAUAGGGACGAGCUUCUGGAUGUGGAUGAAUCUUUAACUGAAACAACUCACGCUAACUUCCUGUCGCUUGUUCGAGCUUUGUUUCCGGCGAGGGCGGCUCACCGGGCCUCGAAACAACAGCUACAUGCAAGAUGCGCUGCUGUUAUGCGCUCGCCCAUAGCGCCCCUUAACACUUGGUAUAACUCAUGCGACGAUUGGUGUGCAGAAUUAGAUUCGGCUUUGGACUUUUUGGCCGGGGAAAGGGGUCCCCAUCCUGAUGACUUUGUACCAUACUUGCAGUACAUGCCAGAAAAUCAGAUGUACCAGUGGAUUGGUGCCGGUCGGGAUUGUGAUGCAAUUCUCGGUCGCCUCUGUGAACGGUGGCUUCGAGCUGCUGACGAGCCUUCCUUUAUUGCUGAAGCACCGCCCCCAAGAUAUCCAACGUCGUGGAUGAUGCGAACACCGACUAGCUUUGAAGUAGCGGAAUUCAGAGCGCAGGAACGACGGAGAUUUUCAUCGGCAGGAAAACCAUUUACGUACAUUCAGCAUGGAUACCGGUCAGUGGUGGGUCCGUGUGCUCGGUCGUGGUGGAUGGGCGCGACGGGCGCGGCGUUGCUCCGCGCGGAACGCCCCCGCCCCGCCGCCUUCCCCGCACUCGUCCGCGACGCACUCGCCCGCCUCCCCAACGGCGAGGGCACCAGACAUCACGUCCUCAUCUUGCUCAAGAUGUCACAGUGGAUAGCACCUUGUAGUGAUCAAGCUCUGUUAAGUGCAGUUUCGGCAGCGUUAGACAAGUUAAAUUCUAUAAAAAGGGAUCCAAUCGUGAAGUACGACCAGCGCACUGCUACCUGGACAUAUUUGCAUAGGAAUAGAACGGAAGAAGACUGGUUGAAAUUGAGCGGUCGAGGUAAGAAGUUCGGUGCCACGUCCUUCCCCUCCCUGCCGGCGCCGCUCACCCCGCCCCCCGUCAGACUACAGACGCCGGCCAAGGAACGGCCUCUGUCUCCUCCGCGAGGGGUCGAAUUAGAAGUGGCGAACGUGGAGGAAGUAAUCGAAGCGUCUGACAGCGACGUGGACGUUGACGACACCAGCACGUCGGUGCCGCACCUCUCCUCGGCCCAGCUCCUCAUGCAGGCGACGCAACUCCACAAGCCGACACUCGCGCUCUCCAACAAACCCAAAGGGAAACUGAUCGCCGCAGCGUCUCCUAAAUCCAAACCUCAAAUAACGAAGCUUCCGUCCAAUAAGCAGACCAAUAAACAGGCCACCCUGAUGACGCAAUCCGUGAAACAAGCCAGCUUGAUGGCGGCGACCAUGAAGCAAGUAAUGACGCAAGCGAAAGUCGCACAAGUGAAGUCCCAACAGACUCCUAAAGUCAGCGUUAGUCCUCCGACGCCAAAACAAACUAACCCUCAGACGAAAACAGUCAUUAACUCGGUGGCCAAACAGAAUGCGACACAGGUCAAAACUGUUUGUCUGCCGAAAACAGAUUUGAAAUCUACGCCGAAACAGACGAAGGUCGCGCUCGUGAAGACCUCUGCCAGUCAAGCUGCGACCCCCGCAACCUCCUUAGGUCUGGCUUCCAGUCAGAUAUCGAAGUCCUUGCCCUCGCUUAUUGUGACGCCUCAGAAGUCACCACUCAUGAAGCAGAGACUGUUGCAGAGGACCGACACUUCACCGGCCAUUGUGACUAUGGCUAGCCAAAAAACGCCUCCAACGACUGUGACUUUGAUACAUCCCACCACUGAAACAACGGGCCCUCAAAGCGUAACAAAGGUUGGUCAAGGGACUCGUUCAUUGUUAAUAAAACCGUCGGCUGUACAAACUACUGUAACGGCGUCGACUACCAUACCUUCGACACAGGUGACACCUAUACAACGACGUGGCAUCGUAAGAGUGCUCAGUCCUGCAACACCUUCCUCGGGGAAGUCACUGAUAUCGCCAAGAGCUCUCAUGCAAACUGGCACUACAACUGCAAAGAAACGCACAAUUAUAUCCACAACCGCUUCUGUCACGACUGUUGCUCAGAGCGCAGAAAGCAAAAGCACAGUAUCGAGCAGUACUCCCACCGCUGUGACGUCAUCUGUGACUACUAGAACCAUCCAGCUGGCGGGCGGUCGCACCGUGCAGCUGGCCGCCAACCAGACCGUGCACCUGCCCGGCGGACAGGCCGUGCAGCUCAGCUCCGGGCACACCUUGCAGCUGUCGUCGCUGCAGCUGCCCAUGCACAGCGUCCGUCUGCCGAGCGGACAGACGGUCCAGCUGGCCUCGCCGCAGACGAUGCAGGCGGUCAGAGUAUCGAACGCUGCUGUGAAAACGUCCACUGUUCGAUCUCAGCAAUCCGCAUCCGUUGUCAAGAAUCUACAAACGUCGCAGUCUACUGUCCAGAUCCCGGUGUCUACCGUGCAACUGGCCGGCCAGACCGUCCAGAUCGCGGGACAGACGGUCCAGUUGGCCGGCCAGAGCGUGCAACUCACCGGACACACGGUCAAGCUGCCCAGCGGACAGAGUGUUCAAGUGGCCAGCCAGAGCGUGUUGCCGUCGCAGAGCGUCCAGCUGCCGAGCGGUCAGACCGUCCAGCUGACCGGUGGCAACGUUCAAACUUUACAACUGACCGGUUCCAACGUCCAGAACUCACAAAUUUCAAGCGGACAAAGCGUGCAGUUAAGUUCUCAAACAGUGCAGUUAGGCGGACAGACCGUGCAGCUGCCCGGCGGACAAACGUUACAGCUCUCCGCCGGCCAGACGGUGCAGCUAUCCAGCGGACAAACCCUGCAGUUGGCCAGUGGACAGACCGUGCAUUUAGCAAAUCAAGGAACAAAGUCUGUUGCACAAGUCAUCCGCAGCCAAGCGGCUACCGACAAAGCAACUUCCGCGCAACCGAUAGUGGCGAAAUUGCUCACCAACGCUCAGGGUCAAAUGGUGUCGGUGGAGGGUGGCGUCCGCGGCGGCGUGCGCGUGUUGGCGCCGGCCGCGCGCCUCGCCCGCCCGCUGCUGCUCACGGCCGCCAAACCGCUGCACAACAUCAUCUUGCAGCAAAGCGAUGGCACUCGCGUGCCCUCAAGCGGAGGCUCUUCGUCGCCGCAGACCUUGGUACUCAGCAACCUUGGAGCUCAAACAGUCUCAACGUCAACCACCACCGCGCCGGUGUUAAAAUUACAGCAGGCGGGAACGAACGCGACAGUAGCGACAUCUAGCGGCGUCCGCAGCGUCGUGAUGGACGGACAACAGCUGAAGCUGGUCGGCGGGCGGCACGUGCUCGCGCGGAUCCUACGGCCGGCGCAUCAGCCCCCGUAACCGGCUUCACAACCUCUGAAGUCAUGCUCUGAAGGUCGAAUAUUACGCUAUGUACAAAUUCAGCUUUUACCGAUACGUGUGAGUCUGUGUAGAAAGUUAUGUCUCACACAAACUGACUAAAGUUGAUGCGUUUGUGCGGCCCUUUGGCUCUGACGAUGAAUGAGUGCAUAAUAACAAAAAAAUCGGAUCAUUCUUAAAAUUUUACAUCUGUGAAUGUAUUGUGAUUGUUACAGUUUUAUUAAAAAAAAAUUGUUGCCCUUGUAGGCAGACGAGCAUACGGCCCAUCUGAUGGUGAGUGGUUACCGUCGCCCAUGGACUUCAGCAAUGCCAGGGGCAGAGCCAAGCCGCUGCCUACCUGAAUUGUCGACAAUUGGAUGUGCAGUGUUCGCCGCCACUUUGAGACAUUAGUGAUGCCGAUUUUUAUAAAGAUAAGAUUAAUUAAAAAAUUAUAAUACACCAAACAUAAAUUUCAUAACAAUGUACAGAUUACGUAACAAGAACUACUCUCGUACAAUUAAGAUGUCGUUUUGUGAGACUACGAAACGAUUUAUUUAUAUUUAUAUAAUAUAGUAUAGUUAUUCAAUCGAACAGUAUUUUAUAAAUUUGUUUGUAAACCGUACAAAUAAGUUUUCGAAUGUCGUUACAUUAAAUUGAAUAACUUAUUUAUCGUUCUUUAAUUAUAAUUUCACUUGAUUUAAUAUUUAGGUGUAUUAGGUUAGAUUUGUACAGAUUUACAACGGGCGUACCUGUGUGAAUGUUUACACACUGUUGAAAAGCAAUAACGUUUUUUAUAUAUUAUAUUAUAUUAUACACACUAUGUAAAUAUUUUCGAUAAGUUUUUACCGACCGUAGUGUAAUGAUAAAAACCGCUUUUAUUUACUGAUUACGGUUUAUUGUAUAUUAAUGAUAAAUAAAAAAGGUAUAGUAGCGUAAUUUUUACAAGUCUUAAAAGGUUUGACAUAGGCAAUGCUGAUAUGUUAAGAUCUGUAAAAUGUAUUCGUUUGAUUGUUAAUAAAUAUCUUCUUUUGUUUGUUUGUUAAAUGUGUACGGAUGUUAUUUUUCGUUUCGGUGUGUAAAUAAUGUUCUAUAAGUUCUGUUAGUUGGAUCCCACUAUAAUAUUUUCGAAUAUAAGUCAAUUGCUUAUG